Olea europaea var. sylvestris is the source of this 2350-nucleotide messenger RNA. Its product is annotated as probable protein arginine N-methyltransferase 6. Gene Ontology annotation, molecular function: protein-arginine N-methyltransferase activity. The record is from RefSeq and is a predicted model, not a curated record. Gene Ontology annotation, biological process: peptidyl-arginine methylation. The transcript is spliced from 12 exons. The coding region runs from base 84 to 1310 and encodes 408 amino acids. Lineage: Eukaryota; Viridiplantae; Streptophyta; Magnoliopsida; Lamiales; Oleaceae.
AGUAAGGACCAACAUUGCAAUUUUCCACAAAUAUUUAGCAUGGGCCUCCGCCGCAAGGGAACGUUUGCAUUUCCAGUGUCUGUAUGUCGAGCUCAGAGCAGCCGAAGAGAGAAGUUAUGUUCCAAUCGACGAGUAGUAGUGGCUACAGCAAUGGCUAUCACCACGGUGGUGGUAGUGGUAAUGGUAGUGGCGGCACUCAUGUUGCCGCGCAUCGGCUCAGGAGGGGUUGCAGCAGCAGGUCACGAGACUAUGGCAGUGGAUCAAAUCUUAGGGUUUCAAAUAGGAUGGUGCAACAGCAAAAGGAGGAGGACGAGGACACGGCUACAGAUGGGGCUUCCAAUUCUUGUACGGGCUUUGACAUGGCAUACUUCCACUCCUACGCCCACCUCGGCGUUCACGAAGAAAUGAUCAAGGAUCGUCCACGUACAGAAAGUUACAGGAAUGCAAUUUUCCAGCAUCAAGAUCGUAUUGCGGGAAAAGUUGUAGUUGAUGUUGGUUGUGGCACAGGCAUUCUUUCAAUAUUUUGUGCUCAUGCUGGUGCAAAACGUGUGUAUGCAGUGGAUGCCAGUAAUAUUGCCGUUCAGGCAAAUGAAGUUGUAAAGGCAAACAACUUAUCUGAUACAGUCAUUGUUUUGCAUGGGCGUGUUGAGGAUGUUGAAAUUGAUGAAGAAGUUGAUGUUAUAGUUUCAGAAUGGAUGGGUUACAUGCUUCUUUAUGAGAGUAUGCUGGGGAGUGUCAUUACUGCCCGAGACCGUUGGUUGAAACCUGGGGGCCUUAUUCUUCCGUCAACUGCUACGCUGUACCUGGCACUUGUCACCCAUCCAGAUCGAUAUAGUGAAAGUAUUGACUUCUGGCGCAAUGUAUAUGGAAUUGAUAUGUCUGCCAUGCUGCCAUUAGCGAAACAAUGUGCAUUUGAAGAGCCUUCCAUUGAAACAAUCACUGGUGAAAAUGUUUUGUCGUGGCCUCAUGUGGUUAAACACGUGGACUGUUAUACAGUUACCCUUCACGAGCUAGAGUCUGUUUCCUCUAGAUUCAAGUUUAAAUCAAUGAUGCGAGCACCAUUUCAUGGGUUCGCUUUCUGGUUUGAUGUGGAUUUUGGUAUACCUGUGAUAUACCCUCCUUCCGAUAACAAUACAAGAACUGCGUUUGUCGAAUCUCCUGAUAAUCACAAUGCAGAUGGUAAUCAAAGAAAGAAGCGGGCCAUUCCCAAUGAAGCCCUUGUAUUGUCUACAGCACCUGAGGAUCCUUCAACUCAUUGGCAACAGGCACUGGACCAGUGUACGGAUCGUCAGAGACGGUUCACUACAUAGCAGUUCCUGUUAAACACCUAAACAAGCUAUAGCUCAAAGCCAUUAACGCAAUUGACUCUACUGUUUUGUCAGACCUACUUGCUCUAACAGAUCUUGAAGCUGGCAGCCUAAUUGGUUGUAAAAGUGUUUUGGAAACUUAAGGUAGUAAAGAAACUAUGAAACAUUUAAGCAAGUGGUAUCUUGUGGUAAAAGGUAGACUGGAAUCUUGGAUAUGUAAUUGAAGAUUACAACAUCCACACUAGCAAAUGUAUCUAGUUAAGCCUUAUUCUGAAUAAACACGUGUCAACUACUUUAUUUUUUCUAUUCUAUUUAAAUCCUUCCUUAUUUAAUUUAAAGGUUAACAUUCAGACGAGUAAUUUUUUCAAUAAGUUACAACUUUCACUCGUCAGGCUUUACAUAGUAGUUGAAUUGCACAUUUGUCUUCUUUGUCGCCUGUACUUGAAAUUGUAUUGAAGCCUUUUGAUGUGACAAAUGAAUGUGGAUAUUGGAUUCCCUGGGUAUCUUUUUCUUGUAAAUCAUAUUUCCAUGCUUUAAUUGUUUUGUCUAAUCCCCUAUAUUCUAUCCUUCCAAUUCUAUUUCGAAAUAUUCCAUCCCUUACAGAAUUAAGGGGUUCCCUUGAUGGUUUGUCAGAGAAAUUAAUACUUGUGAUAUGGUCCAAGGGUGAUAUCCUUACUUUUUUAACUCAGAAUGCAAUGAACAUUUGUUUUCACUUGGUGAUAUUGCAAGAUUGGCGUGGUCCUGGUUUCUUUGGGAAUCUGGUUUUAAUUAGGUUUUCUCAAGUAGGUGUAAUGAAUUACAUUUGCUGCUGAAGAGUUGACGGCUGUCUAUAUCUUCAUCCUUGUUGAUUUCCUCAUAUUUUUGGCUGUCUCUCGCUCUUAAGAAAAGUUUUUGCGUAAUCUUUGUUCAUUCCUUUUUCUUUCCAUGGAUUUUGCAGACACUGAUCUACUUCUAUGAUCCAAUAGAGGUGGAGCAAGAUCAAGUUAUUGAAGGUUCUGUAACAUUGUCACAAAGCAAAGAAAAUCCUCGGUUCAUGAAUAUUC